AUGCCGUUCUCGAGGUGUGGCACGCGACGGACUCGUACAUACGCCUCUUUGCGGACAAAAUUCGCGCGCGGGGACGGGGAUGUUGCUGGACGCACUUGCUGCUGGCUGGUCCUGACCAUCCCGGCGGUGGCGAGUCCCGAGAGGCAAGCACGCACGACGUCUUCUGAGGCUAUGGAUAUGAUCAACGAUAAUCAUAAGGAGGACACGCGAUGCCGUGUGCGUAACGAUGAAUGGGGAUGA
Molecule: messenger RNA, 240 nt
Organism: Heterobasidion irregulare TC 32-1
Lineage: Eukaryota; Fungi; Basidiomycota; Agaricomycetes; Russulales; Bondarzewiaceae
Exons: 1
Coding region: 1-240 (79 amino acids)
Source: RefSeq, a predicted model, not a curated record